AUCUGGCAGCUGUGGCAACACUGAUCACCACAAUAAUUUGUUUAUUAAUUUAUGAGUAAUUAAUUCCUAAUCUUCAAAAAAGUGUACAGUAUUAUAAUUAAUAGUUUUGUAAUCAAUGGUUCCGUUUCUCGAAUCCCGCUGAUAAAGUUUGGUUGGUUUAUCUAGUCCAAUUUUUGUUGAGGUUAUAGCAGGAAUUUCUGUGCCGCAAUGUCUAUUGAAGUGUUUCUGGAUAAUUAUGGAGGCGCCUGCUUUCCUGGACAAACAAUUGCCGGUCGAGUCGAGUGCUCAUUUAAUAAAGAAAAGAAUCUAAGGGCUGUUAAAAUAAAAUUUAAAGGCAGGGCGGAGACGGAAUGGUACGAAUCUGAAAGUUACUACGAUCAUUCUUCCAAAAAACACAGAACACGCCGUGUCCGGUAUAGUGGGGAAGAGGUUUACUUUGAUGCCGAAUACAUAUUGCUACAAGGUGGAGAAAACUUUGUUUUACCACCUGGUAGGCAUUCGUAUCCGUUUUCUUACAUCCUACCUGCACAAUUACCAUCGAGUUUCGAGGGUGUUCAUGGCAAUAUUCGGUAUAGCAUUAAAGGCACCAUUGAUCGUCCGUGGAAAUUCGAUUAUGAAUCAAAAAUCGGAUUAAAUAUUGUUUCUCCUUUGGAUCUGAACUAUUUACCUGGUUUACGGGAACCGAAAGCGUUCAGCGAUGAUAAGCAUUUAUGCUGUUGCUGGUGCAGAUCUGGCCCAUUGACGUUGCAGGUCUCCAUUCCGGCUACAGGAUAUUGCCCUGAUCAAGAUGUUAAUGUCGGAGCUUGCGUUAUGAAUCUCUCAAAUGUUAGUGUGGAAAAUGUAGUGUUCAAGAUUUAUAGACAUGUCGAAUUUAUUUCCCAUUACCCAUCGACCCGUCAUCGAUUUGAGGAAGUUCUUGUAGCUGAAGUUGUUGAAGGUGGUAUUGGGGCCCACGGUGAACAUUCUUGGACUUCUAAACUUAAGAUACCAUCCAAUAUGGUGUACCCUAAUUUAAUACCGUGUAGUAUAAUGAAUGCAACGUACGAAUUGAAAGCGAAAGCAGUGUUGCCAUGUCCUCACUCGAAUUUAACUAUCGAAAUCCCAAUUACGAUUGGCUCAGUGCCAUUAGCUGGAGUACCUUUAUCUGGUGUUCCUAUGGGUCCUCCGCCGGAACAACUCCCACUGCCCACAUACAAUCAGGUUCCGAGUUCAGUUGGACCCUACCCUCCUGGCCCAGUAGUUGGUGGAGCAACCGCUCCUCCCGGUGAUUUGACACCUCUCCUAUCAUACGAUAACAUUAAUUAUCCCCCUGAAAAAGCUCCUCUCGCUCCACCUUAUCCUACCAAUAAUAUGGAAGGGCCCUCCAACGGCGCUCCCUAUGUGCCUCCUGCUGGUGCCCCAUUUGCACCAACACCUGGAGCGCCAUAUCCACCUGUCGGGGCAGCGCCAUAUCCACCUGUCGGGGCAGCACCAUAUCCACCUGUCGGGGCAGCACCAUAUCCGAUGCCGGCUUCGGCACCGUACCCUCCGGGUGCACCAAUUGACUCAACAGCUCCACCAACUUAUGAUGAGACUGUAAAAUUUAAUGAAAAACGCUAAUUCUGUUAGAUAAAGACGUGUUAUCCAUAUACAUCUUAAGUAGUGUUUUG
Molecule: messenger RNA, 1649 nt
Organism: Photinus pyralis (common eastern firefly)
Lineage: Eukaryota; Metazoa; Arthropoda; Insecta; Coleoptera; Lampyridae
Product: arrestin domain-containing protein 2-like
Exons: 6
Coding region: 208-1599 (463 amino acids)
Biological process (GO): protein transport
Cellular component (GO): cytoplasm
Source: RefSeq, a predicted model, not a curated record